CUCUUCUGUCGCUUAUCUGCUGUUAUCAUCGGUACUGAGUUCUUGUUAAAGAAGCAGCCGGUGAGAGACUCUGACAGUCGAGAGCCAGAGACCGAGAGAGAAGCACGAUGUCUGAAUUCAGAAGGAUCAUGAUGUCUUCAUUCCUGAUGCUGCUGCUCCACUUUCCAGCUGCAGAUGUGAAAGAUUACUUCCGUAUUGUCAGAGUUGGACAUAAAGUUGCUUUGCCUUUUGACAAUGUGAUAGAUGAUAAGUGUAAGAAUACUACCUGGAGCUUCAGUGAUUCAAGAAGCUCAGUGACGCUGUUUGAAGGCAGAAAGAUUCACAAAGAAGCCAAAGCUAAAUCAGACAGACUGAGAGUCACAAAAAACUGUUCUCUGGUUAUAAAGAAGGUCACAGAGGAGGAUGCUGGUCGUUACACCUGCAGACAGUUCAGAUCAGGACAACAACAAGGUCCAGACUCUCAGGUUGAUCUGUCUGUUGUUACCAUGACUGAACAUCAGGACAAUGAUGAGGUGACGUUAAACUGCUCUGUGUUGACAUAUGGAAACUGUACACACUCAGUGAAGUGGCUGCUUCAGGGUCGAGAUGUGGCUAAAGAUCACAGAGAGAUGAAUACAUCACAGUCUUCCUGCUCUGCCUCUGUGACAUUUCUGACUUCUCAUUUUAGUAACACAUCAAGGUUUAAGUUUAAAUGUAAUGUAACUGAUGAAAACACAAGAGAAGAACAUCUGUUUCCCUAUAGACCUCUGUCCUCAGGACAAGACUACAAACCAGCAAAUCAAGGUCGGUGGUGGUGGAUCAUCGUUGUGAUAGUGGGUGUUGCAGCACUCACAAUACUCACUGUGGCUGUCAUCAGACGGAAGAGGACUCAAGGAACUUUUACGCAGACGGAUGACAACGUGGCUGAUCUUGAAGAUGGUGUUUCCUAUGCCUCCAUCAGCUACACCAGGAAGAGCAGCAGGAAAGCCAGGGCUCACCUUCAUGAUGAUGAUGAUGAAGAUGAAGCAGUGACCUACAGCACUGUGGGAGCUCCCUCCUCUUCCUCUGCUGCCUCCGCUGAUCCCAGCCUCCUCUACGCCACCGUCAACAAACCAAGAAAGAAACCGAUGUAAUGUUUAAAUCAAUAGCAUGAUCGCUUGGAUCAAAGAUUUAGAGUUUAAGGGCACAGCUAGCAGAGUUUAAUCAGAUUUAUAUUA
Messenger RNA from Trematomus bernacchii (emerald rockcod), 1196 nucleotides. RefSeq lists its product as uncharacterized. Gene Ontology annotation, cellular component: external side of plasma membrane; membrane raft. Bases 108 to 1112 code for a protein of 334 amino acids. The transcript is spliced from 8 exons. Gene Ontology annotation, biological process: interleukin-15-mediated signaling pathway; positive regulation of ERK1 and ERK2 cascade; T cell activation. The record is from RefSeq and is a predicted model, not a curated record. NCBI's taxonomy places the organism in Eukaryota, Metazoa, Chordata, Actinopteri, Perciformes, Nototheniidae. Gene Ontology annotation, molecular function: MHC class II protein binding; protein tyrosine kinase binding.